AUGAGCAUGUAUAUGAAUGUCUGUACUCUGUACUUCAAGAGGGAGAUUUCGAUGUUGGUGAAUGGACAGAAAGCUUGGUGUGUGGCAAAGCCUGCAGCACCACAACAAGCACUGCAGUCAGCUCUGGACUAUGCCUGUAACUAUGCAGAUUGCAGCCCUACAAAGAAAGGAGGUUCUUGCUAUGACCCAGAUAGGCCAGUGCACCAUGCCUCAUUUGCCAUGAAUGCUUACUACCAGAAGAUGGGAAGAAACCAAUGGAAUUGUCAUUUUAACAAUGCUAGUCUCAUUUCCUUGGCAGAUCCAAGUUACAAUCCCUGCUGCCAAUUUGUGAGUGGAGGAUCAGGACCUCCA
Prunus avium (sweet cherry) is the source of this 351-nucleotide messenger RNA. RefSeq names its product major pollen allergen Ole e 10-like. The record is from RefSeq and is a predicted model, not a curated record. NCBI's taxonomy places the organism in Eukaryota, Viridiplantae, Streptophyta, Magnoliopsida, Rosales, Rosaceae.